Messenger RNA from Ailuropoda melanoleuca (giant panda), 474 nucleotides. Its product is annotated as SLA class II histocompatibility antigen, DQ haplotype C beta chain-like. The annotation marks the transcript as partial. The transcript has a single exon. The record is from RefSeq and is a predicted model, not a curated record. Gene Ontology annotation, cellular component: MHC class II protein complex; membrane. NCBI's taxonomy places the organism in Eukaryota, Metazoa, Chordata, Mammalia, Carnivora, Ursidae. Gene Ontology annotation, biological process: immune response; antigen processing and presentation.
UUCCCCGCAGAGGAUUUCGUGUUCCAGUUUAAGGGCGAGUGCUACUUCACCAACGGCACGGAGCGGGUGCGGGGUGUGGACAGAUACAUCUAUAACCGGGAGGAGUUCCUGCGCUACGACGACGACGUGGGGGAGCACCGGCCGGUGACGGAGCUGGGGCGGUCCUGGGCCGAGGACUUCAACCAGCAGAAGGACUUCAUGGAGCGGAAGCGGGCCGAGGUGGACACGGUGUGCAGACACAACUACCAGAUUGAGGACAGGUUCAUCCUGCAGCGGCGAGGUGAGCCAGGCCGUUCGCGCCCCGCGGCGCCCCCUUCCGCCUGCGGAGUCUGGGAGGCGGGGCGCGUCGGGCGACGGAGGGGCGGGGACGCGGGGCCGAGCUGGGGGACUGACUCGGCAGCCCUCCGCGGUUCCCUGCGAGGGGGGUGGGUCCACCAGUGAGACUGCGCUUCCUCUGCUGUUUCUGCCACUUCU